ACUGAAUCUAUGCAGCAGUUGUAAAAUGCCUGAGCACAACCUAACUCCAAGCCUGACUCCUUACGCUCGGGCCUGGAGUUCGGUGUCGUCAAUCAUGAGCAAGAGCAAGUCAGCCCUAAAGCAACUAUCAUCUGCAAGAGUGCUAGUCACUGUUACAGGAAGGGUGCAAGCAUAUCUAGGAUCCAAAAGGCUGGCAAGAGGCAAGCUCAGUGCUCACAUGAAGUUGAGCGUAGGCGGCCAUCGCUUCGACUUGUUGUCGAAAUGGAAGAGUCGUCGCUUGACUCAAACCGGAGCCACCUUUAUUAAAAUGGCCGCUCGAGAAGCCGCCAUGCGCGGACACUCCAACCCGCCAUUUCGUAAAUAAGAAGGCUCGCUUUACCCAAAAAGCACAACGACGAAUACUUGUGACACCCUUGCAACCUAUACCAAACACUCGCUUUUUGUAAAACAGCAGCGACUAUGACUGAGGCAAAGAGCAAAUCCGAGCAGAAGCAACUCUCACUCGCCGCUAUCCUUGGUGACCAGACCUGUCCUCCUUGUUCGCUCAAAGAAUUCCAAGACUACCUUGUCUACAAGGAGCGCUCGGCAGAGAACUUGCAAUUCUUCAACUGGAUCAGCUCGUAUGAACGCCGUUUUGCACGACUCGAAAGCGCCGAAGCAACCAAGAUUCCAAAACCACCUCCACGAAAGACGUAUGGAACACCAUCCCUGAGGGGCCGUAGUGACUCGCGCUCUUCGAGCCGUUCAAAUGUGUCUACCUUGGCGACUCUUGGAGAAGGCACCGAAGACUCAGAGAAGGCUGGCGCUGUGCCAGUCUUUACAAGCGACACGGCGCCAACAACUAUCGUCCCCCCUGCAACGGCAGGACCUCUCGCGCCUCCCAUUCUCAGCACUGGAGCAGCUAUGCCAGACUCUCCCUUCGACGAGUCUGCACCAGUCCAUGAGAAGCCCACCAAGAUUGCGCCGCCUUCCGGCCCACUCUCAACCUUGGUCGAGCAAGACAUGACGGAACUGACCGCCGAGCAAAUCGAACAAUUCCCACCGUCUGAGCAGCCAUUCCGCGCAGAGAUUGAUCGUGUGGUGGAGGCCUUUUUCUUACCUGGCGGCCCAGCAGAGCUCAACGUAACAGGCCCUAUUCAAAAGUAUAUCCGCGAACAGGCACAAAAGACAACACACCCAGAGAUCUUUGAAGAGGCAAAACAACACGUCUACACCACCAUGCAGAAAUCCUCCUUCCCGGCCUUUUCGAAAAUGGCCACAGCGAAUAUCAAUCACGAGAAGAAAGUAUUUUGGCUGUGUGUUGGAACGACUGAUUUCAUGCUCGGUGUUAUGGUUUACUUGCUCUGUAUUCUGCUCAAGGCUGGCCGUGGAUGGCGGUGUUUUGGUAUUCCAUUCACUUGGUUUGGCUGUAUGCAAUUCUACUCGGCGUUGUUGGAUCUCUGCUUCCAGGUCUACGGUCGAACAGCCAGACAAUUGUACCCGUGGGAACUCAUGCAGGAUGACAAGUCCUUCAAUUUGGCUACUGCAGAUGCUGAUUUCGGUGACAAUAUGGGCGGCAUCAAUUUCCGCACCAUCAAGCAAGGACUGCUCCCGAAAUCAAAAGUCUUUGAGAAGGAAAAAGUGAUUGAGGAUCCUAUCGUCAAAGCAAUUCAAAGGCGGCGGUGGAUCCAAACGUAUAUCGUUGCAACGACUGUUGCGGCGUGUGUCAUUGCCAUCUUCCUCGCUGUGCCAAACAGGCCUUGAGUCUUGUAAAUUUGUUUGUAGUCAAUUCAUCACACUUGCUUGUUAUAUUGGCAAUGCUCUGUAUGAUGGGGUGAACCAAAAUAGCAGACCAGGGCUUUGCAGGCGCCACUCGUCGUCAGAUAGUGCAAUGAUAGGCAGGCACACUUGAAUGGCCUGCUGCUACUUUGCAGAGACAGAGUGCUGGCCGAUACGAGGGCUGCCACUUGAUCUUGUCGU
Messenger RNA from Protomyces lactucae-debilis, 1959 nucleotides. RefSeq lists its product as uncharacterized. Lineage: Eukaryota; Fungi; Ascomycota; Taphrinomycetes; Taphrinales; Protomycetaceae. The coding region runs from base 460 to 1743 and encodes 427 amino acids. The transcript has 2 exons. The record is from RefSeq and is a predicted model, not a curated record.